Molecule: messenger RNA, 1650 nt
Organism: Pelobates fuscus (common spadefoot toad)
Lineage: Eukaryota; Metazoa; Chordata; Amphibia; Anura; Pelobatidae
Gene: IFT57
Product: intraflagellar transport 57
Exons: 12
Coding region: 350-1585 (411 amino acids)
Biological process (GO): intraciliary transport; non-motile cilium assembly
Cellular component (GO): cilium; centrosome; Golgi apparatus
Source: RefSeq, a predicted model, not a curated record
UAUUAUUCACUUCGUUUAAUAUGUAGCAUGGUUUGUACACUGUGUGCCUUGCAGUUCUUCUCAGUGUUCUAAUUUAAUGUUUAAUUAAUGUCAUUUUACUUUUAGCCAGUCCUGUCCUGACUGUCUUGGUAACUCCCCUCCUAGCAACAGAGCAUUGCUGUGUGUUUGUGUAUCCAGGGCACACCGGGUACUGGCUGAUUGUCAUGGCUGUCUCCACUUAAUGCUGCAAACAUAUUGCUGUUUUCAUUGUAUUUGGAGUUUUUUUUCAUUUUCAAGUCCCACAUGUAAAAGGUAAUAUUAGACGUGUGUCAUCUUAAAAGAAGAUCGCUGUGUGUAAAUACCAUUGAGAAUGGCAGAAGAUAGUAGGAGAGUGGAUGAGGAUGAUCAUGGUCCAGGAGCUGUCUUUCAGACAUUUGUGCUUAUGGAAGAUUUAUUUGACAAACUGAAAUUGCUUAACUAUGAAGAGGAGGUUUUGAUGAAACUCAACAUUAAGCCAGUCUCCAGGCACUAUUUUGCUUUACCAACAAAUUCAGGGGAGCAGUUCUACAUGUUCUGCACUAUCGCAGCUUGGCUAAUAAACAAAGCUGGACGACGCAUCGAACAACCACAGGAAUAUGAUGACCCCAACUCCACAAUAUCUAAAAUUCUUUCAGAAUCCCGAUCAUUUGGUAUCAAUGCAGAUUUCCCACCUUCCAAGUUAAAAGCAGGCUAUGGAGGAGAAGUAUGCUACAUUCUUGAUUCCUUAGCGGAAGAGGUGUUAAAAAAUACUGGAUUUACUUGGAAGAGGCCCACAUACCCAUCAGAAGAACAAGGUGAAGAGACUAUAUUGGAGGAUGAUGCCGAGUUAACUCUGGACAAAAUUGAAGAUCAAAUUGCAGAAGAUGAUUCGGAUAAUGAAGAAGACCACUUUAUAGAUUUAAACAUUCUCAAAGCACAGACCCAAAAACUGGACUCUGGGGAUUCUUCAAAACCAGAUGAUAUUUUGGAGUCUGUGACAGAUGCAGCAGAAUGGAAUCUGGAAGUGGAGCGUGUUCUUCCUCAGCUCAAAGUAGUAAUAAGAACUGACAACAAAGACUGGAGAGUUCAUGUUGAUCAAAUGCACCAGCAUAAGGAUGGAAUUGAAACGUCAUUAAAAGAAACAAGGGGCUAUCUUGACAAGCUUCACAAUGAGAUCAGCAAAACUUUGGAGAAAGUGGGCAGUCGUGAGAAGUACAUCAAUAAUCAGCUGGAUCCCUUGGUCCAGGAAUAUCGGGUUGCUCAGGCCAAAAUGAGUGAGGUAAAAGAUCAAUAUCAACAAGUAACUGGAAGGGUAACAGAGAAGACUCGGAUCCUAUCAGAGAUCACAGAAGAAUUAGAAAAAAUAAAACAGGAAAUUGAAGAAAAGGGAAGUAGCAUGACCGAUGGAGCUCCACUGGUGAAAAUUAAACAAGCAUUAACAAAGCUAAAACAAGAAUCUGUUGAAAUGGAUAUUCGGAUCGGUGUACUUGAACAUACACUUCUUCAAUCAAAACUUAAGGAAAAAUCUAAUAUGACUCGUGAUAUGCAUGCAACAAGCAUUCCUGAAUCGUCUGUUGGAGUCUUUUAGAUAAAAUCCUUUCUAAAUUAUUUGUGCUGUGUAAUUUUCUACACUACAUUAAAUUAAAUGUGUUU